This is a messenger RNA of Ricinus communis (castor bean), 1439 nucleotides long. RefSeq names its product mitochondrial outer membrane import complex protein METAXIN. The record is from RefSeq and is a predicted model, not a curated record. The coding region runs from base 204 to 1181 and encodes 325 amino acids. NCBI's taxonomy places the organism in Eukaryota, Viridiplantae, Streptophyta, Magnoliopsida, Malpighiales, Euphorbiaceae. The transcript has 6 exons.
UGCAGUGGUAAAUAGACCCGAAGCUAACCCGCGCUUAAUGGAUGAAUCCAAAUGAUUUUGUGUGACCCAAACGACACGAAACAGAACAAAACGAAUAAACAAAACCACCUCAACCCUUUCACUUCCUGAAAACAAAAACCCUACACCGUUAACGAUCCUAACAAAAAUACUCUGUAAUUCUGCAGCUCUAAAUCCAAAUCAAAAUGGAAGAUCCUCAGGACAGAGAAGAGUACAGUCUUGUUGUUAGAAAGCCAUGUUUUGGACUGCCAACAGGUUGCCCAAUUUGUUUGCCUGUUUACAUGUAUCUCAAGUUAGCUCGCUUCCCUUUUCAUUUGGACUUCAAUUCAACUUACCCUGAUUCAGAUCAAAUUCCUUAUGUUGAAUCUGGUACUUACGUGGCCUACAAUAACGAGAACGGCGGAGUUAUUCAACGUUUAAAGGAUGAUGGUAUCAUUAAUUUGGAUACUGAAUUAUGCUCAGUUCCAGAAUGGAUAUCAAUGGAAGCAAUGAUUAGCUCCUGGCUUGUUGAUGCAAUCACAUAUGAACUUUGGUUGGGGUCUGAUGGAAGUUCUGCUUUCAAGAUUUAUUAUUCUGACCUUCCUUGGUUAAUAGGAAAGGCUUUAUUUUAUAAGCAAGUAGAUACUGUUAAGCGGCGACUUGGGAUAACAAAAGAAAAUGCUGAACGAAGGGAAGAAGAGAUUUACCAGAGAGUGAAAAUUGCAUAUGGAGCUUUGUCAACCAGAUUAGGGGAACAGGAGUUUCUCUUUGAUGACAAGGCAUCAAGUCUUGACGCGUUCCUCCUAGGGCAUGUGCUUUUCACUGUUCAAGCAUUACCUGAAACAUCAGUUCUUCGGCGUUCACUUCUAGAGCAUAAUAAUCUUGUAAGAUAUGCUGAAAAACUCAAGACCGAUUUCUUGGAAGCCAGCUCAUCUUCUUCUGCCCCACGAUCCCAGUCAGAUACUUCGUCAACUCCAAGAAGAAGCCAUUCAAAUUCUAAUUCAAAGCCAAAGAGAAAACCGAAGAGGGAAAAGACAGAAGAGGAGAAAACUUUCAGAAGAAGGGCGAAAUAUUUUUUGGCAACUCAGGUGGUUGCAAUUCUACUCUUUCUAUCUGUGAUGGGUGGACAUGAUUUUUCUGAUGUGGAGGUUGAUGAUGAUUACGAAGGCUAUGGUUAUGACUGAAAGGCAUCAGAUUAUAUGAUGGGUUAAGCUUUCUCAUUCUCCUCUCCGCAAUGACCUGGUCAGAAGCAUCAUCAUCAAGAGGAUACGUUAUUUUUUUUCCUACAUUAUUGUUACUUCAUUUAGACAUUUUUCCAAUAAUUAUACAAGCCAGAUGAUAUUAUUACUUGCAAUAGAUCAAUGUUCCAGAAGGGAAAUUUUGUUCUGUAGACUGUAAUAUCUAAUUGUUUGACCUGAUAUAGCUGCACUCUGAUUUUGUUA